Messenger RNA from Lactuca virosa, 1275 nucleotides. The record is from the annotation of a GenBank genome assembly. NCBI's taxonomy places the organism in Eukaryota, Viridiplantae, Streptophyta, Magnoliopsida, Asterales, Asteraceae.
AUGUCCCAAACAGUAACAACAAUCUCAGACUUACACUAUGGAUGUCCGGGAACAGCAAUACAAGUUCGAAUAUUGCGAAUGUGGACACCACAGGUAAGAAGUCAGGAAACAUGGUUCUUGGCUGUUGAUAGAAAUGGUGAUGCCAUCCAAAUUUUAGGCCAGCGAAAAGAUCAAGGAUAUCUCCAAUCUGUCCUCAUUCCCAGUAAAUGCUAUACAAUUGAAAAAUAUGCAUGCGAAAUCCCAAACCGAUAUAAAAAAUGGCUGGAUAAUGAGGUUUAUAUAGUUGUUGGAAUGGCGUCAUCAAUUACAUCUAUUCCAGACACGCGUAUAAUUCCCGCACACUGGUUUAAUUUCAUAGCCAAAAAACAAAUUCCAUAUUAUGUUGAUCAACAUGCAGAAUUUGUUGGUGUCUUCAGCAAACUUAUUAGGUGUACAAAGAAAGAUAAAGACCCAUAUCUGUUACUGAUACUAAAGAAUGAGUUGGGUGACGAUAUUGCAAUAAGUUUGUGGAAAGAAUGCACCAAUAUACCUUCAAAGUUUGAUGGUAUUGCUUUGGAAAACACUGUUGCUCCUGCUGUUGUUGCUAUAAGUAGCAUAAAGAUUUCGACCUAUGCUGGCUCCCUAAGACUUGGAACAAGCAGUGCAACUCACUUAUACAUCAAUCCACCAAUUCCAGAAACAACACUUCUAAUGGACAGUUAUGGUGCGUUUACUGACUCAUCUGUAGUUUUUGACGUCCCAACACCAUUAGGAGACAUAAUACAAAAAAGUCAUCCUGAACUCCUGGACAAAACUUUCACUACAAAAGCUGCCAUAACUGACUAUGUGUUCUCAAAUUGUUGGUUCAAGCUUAGUGCAACAAUUACAGAUGAAAAUCAUUCUAUAACUGCUCUGCUCUCUGAUAACGCAACACAAGACUUAUUCGGCUCAACAUUCGAUAAACUUAUAUCAGAUGAUGACAUAAACCACAGAGGACGAUUACCUCCAAUUGCUACUGUUGUACAAGGAAUACCCAAAAAAAUGAAACUUCGUAUCACAAACACAUCGACAGAUAACAACAUUCACUUUAUGAUUACAAAUAUUGAAAAAACACAUCCUCAGGAAACAGUAUGCGCAACAACACCAAUAACAGACCAUCCAUCACCAUCAAAACACACUGAAAAGGACUCUUCUUCAAUUCCCCAACACAGUAGACUGAAUGUUAGAAGAUCAUUACCAUUUGAAAACCAAGAGACAUCAAGUACAAAACGUAAAAGCGCACGCAAUACAGAAUAA